AUGAAGUACCGGUGGAAGAUUUUUGUCCUGUGGGUCUUUUGGGUGCCCAACUUGUGACUGACGGCCCCCUACCUGGAUCUGACCCCUGAAUCAGCACUCCAAGAAAAAUUUGAACCUUUGGGCAAGAACUCAGUAAGUAAGCUUGGCAAAGUGUGGAAGAAGACGUUGAAAGUGCUUCCCAGUCCCUUGGUGUGUCAUUUUGAUUUCCACGGUGUGACUUGUUUGGUGCUGAGGAACUCACAAAUCCCACCCGGCUCUGACCUCAGUGACGUGGAUCAGCACCACACGGUCUCCAGAUAGGCGCUGAAGAAAGGGAGGCACAGCAAAGCUUGGGCUUGCCCUUAGUUCCGUCCACUCAGGAACCAAACCACAGGACUCUUCCUUUGUCCCAAGAAUGCCAGUGACCAAGGCUCUUGGAGGCAGCAGUUGCUUCAGCUUUCUAAUCGGGCAUGA
Fukomys damarensis (Damara mole-rat) is the source of this 453-nucleotide messenger RNA. It is a transcript of the gene CUNH20orf173, whose product is annotated as chromosome unknown C20orf173 homolog. NCBI's taxonomy places the organism in Eukaryota, Metazoa, Chordata, Mammalia, Rodentia, Bathyergidae. The record is from RefSeq and is a predicted model, not a curated record. Gene Ontology annotation, molecular function: beta-galactoside (CMP) alpha-2,3-sialyltransferase activity. The transcript is spliced from 3 exons.